Ailuropoda melanoleuca (giant panda) is the source of this 783-nucleotide messenger RNA. RefSeq names its product jupiter microtubule associated homolog 2. NCBI's taxonomy places the organism in Eukaryota, Metazoa, Chordata, Mammalia, Carnivora, Ursidae. Gene Ontology annotation, cellular component: nucleus. The record is from RefSeq and is a predicted model, not a curated record.
AUGUUCCAGGGUCCAGAGAGCGAGGGUGGCCUCGGCUCCAGGGCUAUGAAACCCUUGGGAGGAGAGGUGAGCAAUCUUUUUGGAGCUGCUCCUUUGAGCAGGCCCAACAGGAUGGCAUCUAAUAUUUUUGGACCAACUCAAGAGCCUUAGAACAUACCGAAAAGGACCAAUCCUGCAGAGGGGAAAGGAAGUAGUAUCUUUGACGAAUCGAUGCCUGUGUAGGCUCCGUGUCUGAACCCACCUGGUGGGAAGGCCAGUGAUAUUUUUGGGUCCCCACUCUCUGCCACUUCAUCUUUGGCACACCCAAACAAACCCAAGAACCAUGCGUUCUCGUGUGAAGGAGAAGACCCCAAAUCGGCCCUUAAAACUGCAAUGAGCAUGUCCCAGAGAAGAGCUGGUGACAAGGGUGGCCCUGGAGAAGUAGGCUGAGCUCAGCAGCCCAUGCCUCUGGGUGAAAGCCAUGAGGCCAGGUUGGGCCCGUGGUCUGCUUCUCACAACAAAGUCCUGAGCCUGCCUGGAGACGAACCCAGGAACUCCUUCUACGAAGAGACUGCUGCUUUCCCUGUAGCCAGCCAAGACACCAGAGAGGUAGGAUUUCAGAUAGUUUCCUUUAGCCCAAAGGAGCCAGGCGGGGAGGUGGUCCUUUGUGUACCUGAACACGCUGCCCGCUCUGCUGCCAUCCCAGAGCCACGAGGACCCCACCUUCCUGACCGUUGCCAAGAUCAUGUCCUGAUGGGGAUGAAGUGUGACUUCCCGUGUGUAAUACUCCCUUACGACUGCUGA